AUGGAGGACGACUCCUUCACUAACCUCCCUACUAGCCACUUGCUUGGUUCGGUGCCCGCUGUGGUUACUGAAGAAAAAAGCCCCAAAAACUAUGAAGUCCCUGAAGCAAGCAUGCAGACGUUCCCUCCAUCUAGUAAUGGACGGGGAGGUGGAGUAGGCAGCAGCAGCAGCAACAACAACAACAACAACAACAACAAGGGUUAUCACACGAUGGGAGCUCCAACUGAUGGAGUUGAACAGCAAGGACCACCAAACACUUGGAAGGGGGUAUUUAGUGUCUCAUCAUAUGUACAAUACUUCAAUGUCGAUACCGACAUUGUUGUGAACAGAUUGAUGAGCUCAUUCUAUCCUAUAGGUGGGGAUUUUUUCAGCAAGAUUGACGCCAAUCCAGACUUAUAUGGACUGGUGUGGAUAUCAACAACAUUGGUGUUCCUGCUGUCCGCUCUAGGGAACUGUGCUACCUAUCUCAUGCUGAAACAUACUGACAGCAGUGCCUCCUGGAACUUUGAUGUUGGCUAUGUUAAUGCCGCGGCUGUCUCGAUCUAUGGCUAUGCGAUCGUUGUGCCACUGGGGUUUUACUUCUUGCUUCAGUAUCUUGGAUCAACUGCAAGCCUGAUUCGGUUCUGGUGCAUGUGGGGAUACUCUCUCUUCAUUUUUGUCCCAUGUUCUGUGCUGCUGGUUAUCCCAGUGGAGUUCCUGAGGUGGUUGAUCAUACUGGGCGCUGGAGCUGAUUCAGCAUGCUUUGUCACUGCAAACCUCAAGACAUAUGUUGGAGGAGGUGAUCUCACUAUUGUGCUGGCUGCUUCAUUUCUAUUGCAACUCGCACUGGCAAUCUUCAUCAAGGCCUGGUUCUUUCCCUGA
Molecule: messenger RNA, 861 nt
Organism: Linum trigynum
Lineage: Eukaryota; Viridiplantae; Streptophyta; Magnoliopsida; Malpighiales; Linaceae
Source: the annotation of a GenBank genome assembly